CUUCCCGUUCGGACUCAAACAUACUAGUUGUGACCAUUUCCCAAAUCUGUCGUCAAUUGCGCCAACCGUAUCGCCGUGCUCCAUCCAUUCUCUCUCUCUCUCUCUCUCUCUCUCUCUCUAACUCACUUUCUCACCGUCGUCUCGACUCGGCGCAAAAGAGCGACCGGUAUGAAAUAGCGCGAUACCGCCGACGCAAUUUCUCGAUUCGACAAUGGCGGUGCGCUCCGAGUCGCAGCAGGCGAUAUUCUCAUCUUACGCGCCUCGAUUGCGCACGUACAACAAUGCCCUCCUUCAGCCCCUCAUCCCCGGCGCCGCCCCUUCCAACCCCCUCGCUCGCACCACUAAGCGGGGUACGACCAUCAUAAACUACGCCGAGGACGGAUACGACGAUUACGACGACGAUGAGGAUGACAACCGCCGCCGCCCUACCGGCCUGCGCAGCCAGCGCCGCGACGACAGCGCGAACAAGGUCGACCCCAGCGAGAAGGUCGGCAAGGACACGUCCGAGCCGGUCGAGGUGCAGGGCAUCUACCGCGACUGGAUGGGCAAGAUGCGGCCUAACAGGUCAGAUGCCCAGAACUACGUCCAGGCCUGUCUUCCUCUCACCCUGAUCCCCAUCCGCAUCGAUCUCGACAUCCCCGCCUUCACGCCCCAGCCCGCACUCCCCGCGCCGGGGCCGGUCGACCUCAACCACCCCUUCUACAAGCCCCAGGAACAGACGGUACCGUACCGUCUGCGCGAUACUUUCCUGUGGAAUCUCCACGAGACCUUGAUCACCACCGACAUGUUUGCCACCCAGCUCGUCCAGGACCUCGACCUGCCCAACCGCGCCUCGACCAUCGCCGAGAUCAGCAAACAAAUACGGACCCAGCUCGAGGAAUACGCUGGCGUCGCCCUCCAUCCUCUGUUUCACACCCGCACGAACCGCGCGAACAAUGCCCAAGAAGCGCCCAAGGCCCCGGCCCGGCCCGGCUCCUCCACACCCGCGCCCAACCAGGCCGCCAGCCGCGCCGACACGCCGAUGGGCGGCAGCACCAUCCCCCCAACCCCAUCCCGACUCGCCGGGGGCACGUCGACUCCGGCCGUCGUCCAUACUAGCCAGGGCGAGGUGACGGCGGCGGCAACUCCAUUGCCUCAGGACAGCGCGACGGCGGCGGACAACGACCCCAGCCCGGACGACACGUACCGCUGCAUUAUCAAUCUUAACAUCAACCUCUCGUCGCAGGUGUACACGGACAAGUUCGAGUGGUCGCUCCUGCACCCGCCGGGCACGGCCGAGAUCUUUGCCAAGCAGACGUGCGCCGACCUGGGGCUGCACGGCGAGUGGGUCCCCGCCAUGACGCACGCCAUCUACGAGGCGGUGCUCAAGCUGAAGAAGGAGGCGUGCGAGGCCGGCGGUCUGGUCGCCGGCUGGGCGGCGGCCGGCGGCGGCGCGGGCGAGUUCCCCAACGACGCGGCCCCCAAGCUGGAGACGCUGAGCAAGGAGGAGAUCGAGAAGCGCGAGGGCGACCGGGAGCGGCAGAUCCGGCGGCUGCGGCGCGAGACGGCGCGCUUCAGCAGCAACACGGGCAUGGCCGGCGGCGUGCCCAUCGGCUUCGCCUUCUCGGGCCUCAUCGAGCAGGAGGAGGAGCAGCGGAUGGGCCGCGGCGAGCGCAACAAGAAGAAGAAGCGCUUCCGCAGCCUGUCGCCCGCCGCCUGGCGGUCCGGAACCCCCGGCGGCCGGGGCACCCCUGCCGGCGGCGCCUCGGGCGAGGGCUACGGCGGCGGCGGAUCCCUGACCGAGGCCGAGAGGUUGAACUGGCGGUGCAGCCACUGUAGGGUGUGGGGUACCAGUGUCUGGGCGGUGAGGGACGGGCCAUUUGGGCCGAGGUCCCUCUGCAACAAUUGCGGGUUCUUGUACGAGCGCGACCGAAAGCUACCCCGCGGGACCAAACUGCUACACGCCGGAGACGCCCGGCCAUUCUAGGUGGGUGGUCAGGGCUCCAAGCCAGAUUCGGCCGCAGCCGCAGCCGCAGCCACAGCCGCUGAGGCGGCAGCAGCAGCAGCAGAUCGGCUUGUAGCAACCCCCCGCAAGUCGCGCCGGUUGGCGCGCGAACCGUCGUUCGGGGCCAGGUAACGCUACGAUGGACUAUGUUGGUGGUGGCUAGAGGGUUCAUACCAAUUUUUUUUAAUCGCUUAGGACUGGCGUCAUGGAAGGAAGGAGGUAAGGAAAGGGAAGGAUGGGAUGGCUGUUGAUAGGCGCUGUGGGCGUCGUGUCUCGAAGAGAUACGUCCCAGGCAUGUCUGGUGUUUGUAUGCUAUAAGUAAACAGGGAGUGGUGGUGUACUUUCUGUAUGGGCGGUCCUGGUGUUGAGACUAGUUGUUGGUUAAGGUCGCCGCGAAUCAAUCCAUGCAGUGGCGAGCCCCCUC
Thermothelomyces thermophilus ATCC 42464 is the source of this 2408-nucleotide messenger RNA. RefSeq lists its product as uncharacterized. Gene Ontology annotation, biological process: regulation of transcription by RNA polymerase II; chromatin remodeling. The record is from RefSeq and is a predicted model, not a curated record. Gene Ontology annotation, cellular component: nuclear chromosome; nucleus; RSC-type complex. Lineage: Eukaryota; Fungi; Ascomycota; Sordariomycetes; Sordariales; Chaetomiaceae. Gene Ontology annotation, molecular function: transcription coregulator activity; zinc ion binding. Bases 212 to 1966 code for a protein of 584 amino acids. The transcript is spliced from 3 exons.